This is a messenger RNA of Ictalurus punctatus (channel catfish), 2416 nucleotides long. It is a transcript of the gene syngr3a, whose product is annotated as synaptogyrin 3a. Gene Ontology annotation, cellular component: synaptic vesicle membrane; neuromuscular junction. The coding region runs from base 75 to 761 and encodes 228 amino acids. The transcript is spliced from 4 exons. The record is from RefSeq and is a predicted model, not a curated record. NCBI's taxonomy places the organism in Eukaryota, Metazoa, Chordata, Actinopteri, Siluriformes, Ictaluridae.
UGCGUGUACGCGCAAGUGUGUAUCCAUCUCGACCCGCACAGCCUUCAACCUGAAUCAUAGCAGAAGGGGGGAAAAUGGACGGAGUGGGGUCUUUCGGCGCUGGAAGAGCUGGGGCUGAAUUCGACCCCGUCUCUUUUAUACAACAACCGCAGACCAUUCUUAGGAUAUUAGCAUGGAUUUUCUCAAUGGUGGUAUUUGGCUCCAUAAUAAACGAAGGCUACGUUAACAUCGGAAGUGAGACUCUCCAUUGUGUUUUCAACAAGAACAAUGAUGCCUGCAAUUACGGUGUCACCAUUGGGCUCAUAGCCUUUUUGGCAUGCAUCUUCUUCUUUGUCCUUGAAAUGAGGUUCCAACAAAUCAGCAGUGUUAAAGACAGGAAGAAGGCAGUCUUGCUGGAGAUUGCAUUUUCAGGUUUGUGGACAUUCCUGUGGUUUGUUGGUUUCUGUUUCUUGGCUAACCAGUGGCAGCGCACCACACCAGACAAGCUGCCACUGAACCAGGGAGCUGAUGCAGCCAGAGCUGUCAUAGCUUUCUCCUUCUUCUCCAUCUUCACCUGGGCUGGUCUGACUGUGAGGGCUGUGCAGAAGUAUCUUCUAGGGACGGACAUGUCCCUCUUCACCACAGAACAUCUGGAUGGCAACCAACCUAUCCAGCCUUACCCCACUGUGCCCGGCGCAGAGACCACUGAUGACUACCAGAGCCCACCUUUCGUUGAGAAACCAGACUCCAACGCCCCGACUUACCAGGUGCCAAUUUACUAGAGGUGCCGAUCAGGAUCCAUGUGCAACGUAUCAGAUCCGUCAAAGGUAGUAUGAAUGCAGGAAGAUGCUCUGGCCUUUCUUCAAGCUGACAUGGUGUGACAGUGUUCAUAGGUAGUGCUGUGCUGUGACCUUCUGUACAAGAGUUUGUCGAUUGUGACUUUUUUUUUUUUUUAUUUAAUUUGGGUCUAUAUGGAUAGUUAAACAUUAAUUUAUGAGGUUGAAUCGGAGGGGAAAUGAAAUAAGACAUUUCUUCUAUGUAUGACAGGAUCUAUCCGUCCAGGUCACCAAAACAAGGAAACGUCAGCUACGUUUUUAAGAAAUUAACAGCAGAACCUUACAAGCGGCGUGGGAUUAAAAACGUCAGCGCUGUUUAACCUAUGGGAAAGAAAAAAAAAUAUGCAUGUGCAACAUAUUCAGAAAGCGUUUAACUGUCAUGCAUCAAAGCUAACUUGAAACAUAGAAUACACUGAGUGUUUAUGUGGCGAUAUGAAGUGCAAUAUUUAUAAUAUAUUAAGUAUGAAAGAAGUCUUCAGAUUAUAUUAAAAGAUGUUUACCAGUUACAACCUGCCAAACAAACUGUACGUUAGAGUGCCGUCUUGCUCAAACGGAGACGCCGUCGUAGGCCUCCCGUGCUGAAGGUUAUCUCAAGCGACGUUUCACUUCAGCGUUCGAUUUAGAGAAGGCAGCGCGAGUAUUCGCGUCUGCAUCAAGAACGCACCGUUCAGUGUUUGUUCAAGGGUACUUUUACUAGGUGUGUAGUACAGAUGGUGUAACCAUGAAAAUAGGGGUUUAAACUCAUACGUCUGGCGUGAAAUAACGAAGCAAGUGACUCACAUUUGAUACUCUUAGGUGCUUAAGAGAAAAACGUCUAUACGAUAAAACUGCAAUCAAGAAAGGCUCAAUUGAAAGGCCAUUAUGAAAACAAUCCCACAGGAUCAUGUUCAUAAAAGCAGAACUAAAAUGAAAUCCUUUUGGAAAAGAUCUUACUCUAAAACGCAGUCUUGCGAAUGCUGAGGAAUAAAUUAAAACAUUAACCGGACAGUAGCGUUUUUAAGUUGUUAAAAUGAUGUUAAAAUGUUUGGUGACCAUCAGUGCUUCGUCUGAUAUGUAGUAGGAUAUCACUAAUGUUUCUGUGUGUUCUCAGAUAGGAAAGCCUACAAAGUGAUAUUGACUGUAAUUCAAUACAUGACCUAAAUGGAGUAUGUUUGUGAAAGUGAUCAGGGUUUUUGUGUUUCUUGUACCAACACUUUAUAAAAAAAAAACAACAAAAAAAAAAAAAACACGUUAUGGACCACUGUUUGCGUACCGAUCAGGUCACGUUUAUUGUGGUAACUGCUAGAAAAAAAAAAAAAAAAUUGCACCAGAAAAAAAAAAAAAAAAACUGAAGACGUCCACUCAUGUACACAAAUCAUUGUAUGUUUUGUGUUUUUUUUUUUAUUUUUAUUUUUUAUUCAUAACCCUCUCAAGUGCAACAUACGCACAAGGCGUAAAGGAUUAUAAAUAUGGCCCCAAAAUUGACGUUACUUUCUACUCUAACCUCUGGCAUCAUAUCCUAUCUUGUAUGUUAAUGCUGUACACAAAAGACUUACUGUUGUCAAUUCUAAUGUGUUUGGACUGCAGUCAUUAAAAUAAAAAAAGAUAUGUUUUUUUUUUCA